UCCAGGACAUGGGCCUCAUAUUGCGCUCCUGCAGCCUCUGCCCCCAACUCAACCCAGGGCUGCUGCUCCUGGGGCUAUUGCUCCUAUCAGCUGUGAUCACAGUCGCCAGGAGAGAGGAUCCUUCAGAUGAUGGGGACCUUCAGUGCGUGUGUUUAAAGACCAUGUCCAAAGUCAAUGCCAAGCACAUCAUCAACCUGGAGGUGAUCAAGGCUGGACCCCACUGUGCCAACACCCAGAUAAUAGCUACACUGAAGAAUGGGAGUAAAAUUUGCCUUGAAGGGGAGGUCUCCUUCUUUAAGGGAUUAGUCCGGAAACUCAUGGCGAAGUAGUUUCUACCUGGCUAAAUGUAUAUUUUGCUAUAAAACAUGUUUGGGUGGACCCCCCCACCCCCACACACACACACACAUUCGCUCUAACUAAAAAAAAAAAAACUUCUAAUGAUUAUAUUAACCUUCAAAUCUUAAAUAAAUAAAUCAUAUGAAUCAAGUUGUGAUUUUCUCAAAUAUUGCUUCAUAAUAGAGCAGAAAAUAGUGAUGUCAUAUCAUAUUUUCUUACAAGAAAAUACCUCCAGAAUUUUAAGAAAAAAAUGUUUUGAAGGAGGGUUUGUUUUAUAAGGACUGAAUUUGCUUGGUGCUACAUGUUUGGCUGAUAGAUAUUUGCAUGUUUAUGUGACAGCAUUACUUCAUAGAUGCAUAUUUACUUUAUGUGUUAGCUUUGUUAAUAAUAGCAUUUAAUAUGUCAAGAUCAUUGUAUUGUCUUGAGCAACUAAUAAAAAAAUAGAAUUUAAUCAUUA
Molecule: messenger RNA, 793 nt
Organism: Marmota flaviventris (yellow-bellied marmot)
Lineage: Eukaryota; Metazoa; Chordata; Mammalia; Rodentia; Sciuridae
Source: RefSeq, a predicted model, not a curated record